Molecule: messenger RNA, 630 nt
Organism: Cebus imitator (Panamanian white-faced capuchin)
Lineage: Eukaryota; Metazoa; Chordata; Mammalia; Primates; Cebidae
Product: cytochrome c oxidase subunit 6A1, mitochondrial-like
Exons: 1
Coding region: 301-630 (109 amino acids)
Biological process (GO): mitochondrial electron transport, cytochrome c to oxygen
Cellular component (GO): mitochondrial inner membrane
Molecular function (GO): enzyme regulator activity
Source: RefSeq, a predicted model, not a curated record
UUAUGGAAGAGGAAACUGAGGCUCAGAGAAGCUCAGUAGCCCAAGCUAUCCAGCUUUUCACCGCACUCCUCCUGGCCCUUUGUCUUGUAUCUUAGCACCUAACUCUUGCCACUUUGUCCCUCUCCACUACCCCCUUCCUCAAGAACACUAUCUCUUCUUCCUAAGGGCUUUUUCUACUUCUGACUUUGUCCCCAUAUCCAAUACAUUUCUCCACCCUGGAUCCAAAGUGAUCCUCCAAAAACACAAAUCAGACUACUGACUUCUUCUAAUUAAAACUCUAGGCUGGGGUCCAGGGCGAAAAUGGUGGUAGCUGCUGCAUCAUGGAUUUCUCGGCUGCUGGGUCGGUCUCGCCCACAGCUGGGGUGGUUUAUGUCCAGUGGCGCCCAUGGCAGACAGGGAAAGGCUAGCAUGUGGAAGGCCCUCACCUUCUUCCUCACGCUCCCUGGGGUGGCAGUCAGCAUGUUGAAUGUGUUCCUGAAGUCACACCAUGGAGAACACAAGAAACCCAAGUUCAGCCCCUACCCCCAUCUCCAUAUCAGGACCAAACCGUCUCCCUGGGGAGAUAGUAGCCAUACUCUAUUUCACAGCCCUCAUGUGAAUCCACUUCCAACUGGCUGCGAAGAUGAAUAG